CGGAUGGUAACCCAGGAGAUCUCACAGAUUACUGCCCUCGUGCCUUUGUUUUGCAUAUUUUCCUCGAUAUCGUGACAAACAGUCGUUAAAAGUGUGAAACUGAGAUGAAACAGAAAGAGUCACUAAUACUGACGCCCACAGUGACCAGAAAAGUUGUCUCUGCACAUGGGCAGGGGGACACAAGAGUGCAUGGGAAAUCAAGCUCUCCGUUUAAAAAAGCAUGUUUGGUGCUGAAGAUCUGGAGUUUGGAAAUAUACUGGAUCAUCUGUCGCUUCGCCAAGGCCUUUGAAUACUUCACUGCAUUCAUUGUAAUUCUCAAUGUAGGCAUACUCACGGCUGACACCUUUGAUAUCGUUUCUGUGUAUGCAGGUUGGUUUGUCUCAGCAUUGGAUAGCGUCUUCCUGGGAAUCUUUCUGAUGGAAUUCAUGCUUAAGUUCAUAGUGUCAGGUCAUCUAUAUUUCAAAAGCCUCUGGAAUGUUUUGGAUUUCAUCCUCCUUCUGAUUGAUCUGGUAGAAAUGUUCAUGGAAAGCAUGGAGGCUGAAGGAAGUGUUACUGGUUUUUCUGCACUCAGGAUUUUUAAAGGACUCCGUGCAGCCAGAGCUUUACGUGUUCUCAGAAUAAUCCGAAACCUCCAGAGCUACCAAUUAGUCUUGUCCACCUGUCGCCAGUCACUUCCGUCUAUGAGUUCCAUCAUCCUCCUAAUGGUCCUGUUUAUGCUCAUGUUCUGUGUGAUAUUCCGCGAGACGUUCAGCGAGACUGAUCCAGAGCGGUUUGGAAGCAUUUUCAGCACUUUAUUCACCCUCUUUCAGCUUCUUACAGUGGAUGACUGGUUCCUUAUCUACACCACCAGCAGAGCUCGAGGGGCUGCUGGGAUCAUUAUUUACCUGAUCCCUUACAUCUUUUUAAUGAAUUACAUCCUCCUCAAUCUUGUGAUAUCAGUGUUCGUGGACAAUUUCAAGAUAGCCAUCAAGAACAGGAAAGCAGAGAGGCAAAGGAUAGAGGAGACUGAAGAGUUCCUAGAUGUGGACGAAGAUGAAGUGCAGAGCCAAAUGAAGAUCGAUCUGGAUACGAGUGCACCUGAGACAAAUGAGAAGGUCCACCAGGAGACUCUACAGUCCUCCUCCCUCAGAUAUAGCAAGAGGAAAGCAGAGCUGAUGGCCAGAUCUCUUCAAAUACUUGCAGCUAUUGAAGAGAGCCAGCAAACACUAAGGUCACAAAGUGCUUUGAUGAACAAACUGUUUGUCAAGGCAUUUGAGGUGGCCCAGAUUUCUCAGUACUACCAGUCUGAGGGGACCAAAGCUAAUCUUACCAGAGCAGAGAUUGUCAUAAUUAAAUGCAUCCAGACCUUUCACCUGCAUGAACAGUUCCAUGAAGAGAGCAGGGGACUGCCAAAGUAUACCAUCAAGGACCUAGUUGCAUUUGACAUCUCAGCCCAGAGACGCACAGGCAUAACUAUGGAAGACCACAGACUGGCACGUCUAAAGACCCGCCAUUCCAAAUACCCCCCAUUGGAUAUAUUUGCACACUGGAUCCUCGAGAGUAAGUUCUUCUCAAACAUGGUGAUGCUCCUGAUCUUUUUGAAUUCUAUUAUUCAGCUGAUCCAGGCAGUUUUUCUUCCAUAUCCCAAUAAAUAUGAUGACAUGCAAUACAUGGUCCACUGUUUUAUUUACUUAGAGAUUUUCGACAAAAUGGAACCACAUUUUCAGAUUCUGGCGAUUGUAUUGGAUAUUCUGGAGUCAGGAAUACUAGGAAUUUUCUUCCUGGAGAUCCUGCUCAAAUGGUUGGACAAUUUCUGGCAGUUUUGGAAAAGCUCAUGGAACAUCUUUGAUUUUUGUGUCACUAUCCUGGUAAGUGCGAUGAAGCUGUGUUCUUUUAUCCCAGAGAUAUUGAAAGCCACCAGCAAUUCACAGAUGGUUCAUCUCAGCUUUUUAAAGUACUUCCGCAAACUUCGCGUCCUCCGUUGUUUGAAGGUGGUGUCUAAAUAUAGACCAGUUCGGGUUGUUGUGCUUGCCAUCUCCCGAUCUUUUAAGGCUGUGGCCAACAUCUACCUGCUCCUGUUUGUGUUUAUGUUCAUUUUUGCACUGGCUGGAAUGAAUAUUUUCCAAAACUACAACCGCUCCAGUGCUGAAGGGUUAGUUUUCAGUGAAAGUUUUAGUGAUCUUUCUGCUGCAUUCAUCACACUUUUUAUGAUUUUCACCCUGGAUAAUUGGCAUGCCCUGCUGUCGGAAGUGCAAAAGGUUCCAGAGCUGGACAGUAUCACCUGCAGCCUUUACAUCAUUUUCUGGAUUUUUAUUGGCUCCUUCAUAUUCCGAAACAUUUUCAUUGGCAUUAUGACAAAUACAUUCAAUUCUGUAAGGAGUGAACUCUCCAAAGUGGUCGAACAAAUUGAAAUGCAGCAUAAGACAGAUCUUUUCAAAGCAGAAAUCAUAAAGAGGAGAUUAAGCCAACCAAAGAUUCCUGUACUUGCCAUUAUACCCGAGGAACACGAGGAGUCUCUCUCCACCAAGGAGUCUUCACUGUCUAUGACCUCCAGUGCGCACAACAAGAAAGAGAAAUUAGACUGGGAGACAUAUGUGGAGGAGAACAUGCAGGCAAUGUGGCUUCAGAAGGAGGACGAGAAGGUGAUGUGGCCCAAGGACCUUCUCCUUAGGUACUAUGUGUUGAUGAAGACACUCCAGGACAUCCUGGAUACGAGGAUGGAGCUGCAGAACCUUUUAGUUCAGCUAUUGCUUAACAUGCAAGAUUCCUUUUCCUCGAAAGAGCCUUCUCCAUCAUUCUCUAGUUAAAGUGGAAAAACAUAUAGAAAUGUAUAUGAGGUCAUUUAUAUAA
Electrophorus electricus (electric eel) is the source of this 2829-nucleotide messenger RNA. The record is from RefSeq and is a predicted model, not a curated record. NCBI's taxonomy places the organism in Eukaryota, Metazoa, Chordata, Actinopteri, Gymnotiformes, Gymnotidae.